GUAUCAGGUAGGGAAAAAAAAUGAAUUUCGAGGAGGUCGCCAGCGAAAGCAGCGACGGCAGUAACUUGCAGUUCUGGCGAGCCAUUGGGAUCUGGCUGAGGAACCCUCACGUCGUUAACCGUCGGAUCCUGGGGUUUCACGAGCUGCUGGUGGCCCGGGUGUGCCGCGACAUUCCGGAUAUUCUCGAGCACGUUGAGAAGCUGCGGGUCAAACCCGAGGAUUUUGAGGGCGACUCAUCCGCGGCGGACGCGAAGCACUUUUCAGACAUCCUGGGCCUCGCCGAGUAUUGCCAGUUGGUUCAGCGCGCGGACCCGGUCGAGGCGGCGGACGACGUCGGGACGUAUCUGCGCGUGAGGAAGCUGCUGCCGCGCAACACGCAGAUAUUCUCGUCCACGUUGGAAUUCCUGUUCGUCGACAGAGGAUCGACGAGCGUUACCAGUUUCCACAAACCGAUCGUCCCGCGUGAGCAGUCCCUGGGCCCGAAUACGGCCUACAGGAUACGGCACCGCGAGUACGUCUCUACGUGUAUAGACGUGCGCGAAACGGACGGCGGUAGCCGCGGCGGCCGCGACUGGCUGAGAUCCAAGUUCUUGCCGCGGUUGACGAGAUGGAUGGACACCGAGCACGGUGCCGUCGAUCAGAGGAUCAGCUCCCUCAGCCUCGUCUCCGUCGAGAGGUACACCCAGCUGUACAAUCGGCUCAAGGGCAAGUACGGCGCGGGAAUGGUGAGCGCGUGGCCGGAGAACACGGACCCGGCGAAAUUCGUCUACGAGGACGUCGCGAUCGCGACUUACCUGCUGCUGCUCUGGGAGAAGGAGAGGCUGGAGACGGGCGCCCAGGAGCCGCAGUCGUUCGUCGAUCUCGGCUGCGGGAACGGCCUUCUCGUCCACAUCUUGUCUAGCGAGGGUCACAGGGGGACGGGGAUCGAUUUGCGCAGGCGGAAGAUCUGGGAUCUGUUCCCGGAGGGCACUCGCUUACAAGUCGGCACCAUCGUUCCAUCCUCGGACACGGUCUUCCCCGGCGUGGAUUGGGUCAUAGGGAAUCACUCGGACGAGCUCACCCCGUGGAUUCCGGUGAUCGCCGCGCGCAGUUCCUACGAGUGCCGGUUUUUCCUGUUGCCGUGCUGCGCCUACGAAUUCGACGGCAGCAAGUAUCGGCGGCGCAUCGCCAGCGAGAGCCAGUACUCGGAUUACAUGAGCUACGUUAGAGGCGUGUGCGAGGGCUGCGGUUUCCUCACACUGACGGACAGACUGCGAAUCCCGUCGACCAAGCGGAUCUGUUUCGUCGGAUGGAAGAGGACAUACGCGAGGGAGAAUAUCGCGGCGCUGGACGCCGAGAUCCAAAGGAUCAUAAACGCGCGAUCCCAAGUGGACAGCGCAAAGACCGGGACGGAGAACGGCGAGCCGUGGUCCGCGAGCUUCAAACCGAGGGACUCGACGGAACGAACGCGGAACUGCACGCAGUUGGACAAAGGGCUGGUCCUGGAGAUAGUCAACGCGGUCGCGGCGCACCUCCUCCGCGCGGGUCGCAGGAUACCGUUGGAGCGGAGACCCGGUGCAACGUGGAACGCCGGCGGGCAGAUCGACGUCGGCGAGGCGGCGAAGCUGAUCGCGCCCUGGUUGCUGCUGCGGCUGCGAAACGAGUGCGGCGGGCUGCAAACUCUAUUGAAGAAUCACAGUCAUAUCUUCAACGUCGGUCAGGGAAAAGUGCAGUUUAGGAUUCCCGGCACGGUUGACAAGCAGAAGCGAAGGAGACGGAACGCUAGCGCGCCUCUGAGGAAGGUGAAGCCUUGCUGGUUUCACGAGAACCAUCCGGACGGGUGUCCCGCUCUUGAGGUCGACUGCAACUUCCAGCACUGAGUUCCUUUUGUCGCGUGUUGUUCUACGUUGCGAGGUUUUUUUUAUACUCAUCUAAGUCAAACGUGCGACUGCCAGCACUGAAUCCCCUUUGUCGUCUGUUGUUCUACGUUGCAAAGUUUUACAUACUUAUCCAAGUCAAACGUGUUGUGUAACAGUGUUUUAUUUUGAAGAAAGAUAAAUGGCGGUUCUGAAAUAAAAAUUCUCAUGCAACAA
Vollenhovia emeryi is the source of this 2072-nucleotide messenger RNA. RefSeq names its product probable tRNA (uracil-O(2)-)-methyltransferase. Gene Ontology annotation, molecular function: tRNA (uridine) methyltransferase activity. The coding region runs from base 21 to 1859 and encodes 612 amino acids. Gene Ontology annotation, biological process: tRNA methylation. NCBI's taxonomy places the organism in Eukaryota, Metazoa, Arthropoda, Insecta, Hymenoptera, Formicidae. The transcript is spliced from 2 exons. The record is from RefSeq and is a predicted model, not a curated record.